GUUAUCCUAACAUUUGUCUGUGUGUUGACAAAGGAAUCUGUAGGAAUUGCUCCAGUGCCAUAUACACUGCAAGACCAUCGGUUAGCUUUGGAUGGAAGAGACCCCUCCAACCCCUUGAGGAGAGAAAAGAGGCAGGUGCAGUGUCAACUAGGACAAUACCUACAUCCCCAAGAGACCCACUGCUGCAUGAGGUGCCAUGCAGGUACCUAUAAGGCAAAAGACUGUGAUCGGCCUGGCCAGGCACCUGUCUGUCUUCCGUGUGCUAAUGGCACAUUCACAGCUGUUGAUAACACCAUGUCUAAAUGCUUCCAGUGUACACAUUGCCGUACAGAAUUCCAGCAGAUAGUAGAGAGCCCCUGCACCCCAAAGCAAGAUACCGUAUGUGGCUGUCGGAAGAAUCAAUAUCAGAUUGGACUGUCCGAUCUCUUCCAGUGUAGGAACUGCAGCUCAUGUGUCAAUGGAAUUAUCGCCAACUGUUCAAAGAACAGAGACACAAUUUGCAGGUGUAAGCCUCGAUUCUUCCUGACACUUAGUAACAUUUGCAAGCCUUGCAACAGCUGCACUGGAGAAGAAUGCUUGCAGUGUCAUAGCCCAGUGACUACCUCACCGACUUCGUCUGGGCUCAAUGGGAGCCUUGUCCUUGGCAUCAUUGUUGCAAUAUUUGGAGUUAUCUCUGUCCUCUACAUUGUAAAUAAAGUAGUGAAACUGGUCCAGAAAAAUGGGAUAGCGUCAUCUUUCUACUCCUGUGUUUCUUUGCCACAGACAACCAAGGAGCCAGUAUCUGAGGUUGAGGUAAAAAGAAGUGAAAUUUCCAUCCUUCUUCCUGAGUCCCAGAAGGAAAUAGAAUUAUCAGUGAAUGCAACACCACCAUCUGCACCUCUGCCGCAAAGCCCACAUGAGUUACCAGACUGUGUCAGACCUGCCAGGAAGACACAGCUUCCAGACAACCCUGCUAUUCUCUACACUGUGGUGGAUCAUGUACCGCCAUCUCGGUGGAAAGAGUUUGUGAGGCGCCUGGGUCUGAGUGACUAUGAUCUAGAGCGAAUUGAGAUAGAACAUCGGCGUUUACGAGAUGCCCAGUAUGAAAUGCUUCGACUGUGGAAACUGCAGAUGGGCCAUGCUGCAACUGUGGAGCACAUCAGCUGUGUUCUCAACCAGAUGGAGCUGAGUGGCUGCAGUGAAGCUAUUCAGGAGGCUUUGCUAAACCAGAACUCUCCUCAACCUUGCAGCCAUCACAGCCAUCUUUAGUCUAUUUCUGCUUUAGUUGCCCUCACUAUGACUGUUGAGAGGAUCAUAACUCCCUUCCUUUCCUGUCCUCCUUUUCCCGUACCUCCCUGUCUUUCUAACACUCCUCAGCUGGGUUUGUUGGAGACAGCAGCAGA
This is a messenger RNA of Cariama cristata (Red-legged seriema), 1382 nucleotides long. RefSeq names its product tumor necrosis factor receptor superfamily member 1A-like. Gene Ontology annotation, biological process: inflammatory response; signal transduction. The annotation marks the transcript as partial. Gene Ontology annotation, cellular component: membrane raft; mitochondrion; signaling receptor complex. The record is from RefSeq and is a predicted model, not a curated record. Gene Ontology annotation, molecular function: tumor necrosis factor receptor activity; tumor necrosis factor binding. The transcript is spliced from 9 exons. Lineage: Eukaryota; Metazoa; Chordata; Aves; Cariamiformes; Cariamidae.